This is a messenger RNA of Bicyclus anynana (squinting bush brown), 1082 nucleotides long. It is a transcript of the gene RpL5, whose product is annotated as 60S ribosomal protein L5. Gene Ontology annotation, biological process: ribosomal large subunit assembly; translation. Lineage: Eukaryota; Metazoa; Arthropoda; Insecta; Lepidoptera; Nymphalidae. Gene Ontology annotation, molecular function: 5S rRNA binding; structural constituent of ribosome. Gene Ontology annotation, cellular component: cytosolic large ribosomal subunit; ribosome. The record is from RefSeq and is a predicted model, not a curated record. The coding region runs from base 156 to 1049 and encodes 297 amino acids. The transcript has 7 exons.
GUAGUUUGUCUGUGGUUUCUACUUUAUGUAUGUUCUGUGGUCGUUUGACGUUUGAUAAUUUGUUAAGUUUGCUGCGUCCUUCUUUUUGUCCUUUUUCUUUGGUUACGGCCUUUGGGGUAACCGAAGUAUAAUUUUGCUUCUUUAAAAGUUAUAAAAUGGGUUUCGUGAAAGUAGUGAAGAAUAAGCAAUACUUUAAACGGUAUCAAGUCAAAUUCAAGAGGCGUCGUGAGGGCAAAACUGACUACUAUGCACGAAAACGCCUUGUUAUACAGGACAAGAAUAAGUACAAUACCCCCAAGUAUCGUCUGAUUGUUCGUCUAUCAAACAAGGAUGUAACAUGCCAGGUGGCUUAUUCCCGCAUCGAAGGAGAUCACAUUGUCUGUGCUGCUUACUCUCAUGAAUUACCUCAAUAUGGAAUUAAAGUGGGUUUGACUAACUAUGCUGCUGCUUACUGCACUGGACUACUGCUGGCUCGGAGACUCCUUCAGAGGCUGGGCCUGGACUCUUUGUAUGCUGGAGCUACAGAUGUUACUGGUGACGAGUUCAAUGUAGAACCUGUCGAUAAUGGACCUGGCGCAUUUAGAUGUUACUUGGAUGUUGGUCUAGCACGCACAACAACUGGUGCCAGAGUAUUUGGAGCAAUGAAAGGGGCAGUUGACGGUGGUCUUAACGUUCCACACUCUAUCAAGAGAUUCCCAGGUUAUGAUGCAGAAGCAAAGAAAUUUAAUGCAGAAGUUCACAGAGCACACAUAUUUGGUCUUCACGUAGCUGAAUACAUGAGAAACCUUGAACAAGAAGAUGAAGACUCAUUCAAGAGACAGUUUGGCAAAUACAUCAAAUUAGGUGUUGCUGCUGAUUCAGUUGAAACUUUAUACAAGAAGGCCCACGAAGCAAUCCGUGCAGAUCCAUCUCACAAGAAGAAGGAAGAAAAGAAGGAUCCGGCCAAGCAGAAACGCUGGAGCAAACGCAAGCUGACGCUGGCUGAGAGGAAGAAUAGGAUCAAGCAAAAGAAAGAAUCAUUCAUCAAAAGAUUGCAAGCAGAAGCUUGAAAGGUUUACAAAUAAAAGCCUUGAAUGAUUAAA